GGAGAUUCGGUUGUUCCGCACGUGAUCGCCGUUUAUAAGGAAGGCCCAGCCCGGUUUCAGGUCGAGCGCAGCAAGAGUUGGGAGGAUCGGAAUCAUCGACAUCUUCGUCUGCUCUUAGCUACUACCAAACCAACCUUUCUCCUUGAGAUCUACACUAUACAAUAACAAAGUACCCUCCCUACCAUGUCGUCCCCCUCCAUCCUCAUCGUCGGCGCUACCGGCAAUACCGGCGUAGGCGUCGUCAAGACCCUCGUCUCCAACCUCGCCUCGAGCCCAUUUGCUCAGCACAAGAUCAUCGCACUGACCAGAGACGCUUCGGGGAAGACGGCCAAAGAACUCGCCUCGCUUUCCGACAACGUCGAAGUGGUCGAGAAGAACUGGACGGCGAUCGAUUCCGACUGGCUCAAGGAGCGCCAGGUCCAAAGGCUGUUCAUCGCGAGCCAUAACGGGGUGACGCACUUCGUCGACGAGUCGCUCUUCCUCAACUAUGCGCUUGAGGCCGGGGUUGAGUAUGCGGUGAGGAUCUCGACGACCACCUUUGCGGUCGGAGCGGCCAGUUCGAUCUGGUACGGGAGGAGCCACUGGGCGGUCGAGGCCAUGCUGGACGACCCGGACUUCAAGUCGAUGAAGUGGACUUCUCUUCAGCCGAACAUCUUCCACGCGUACUGUUACCCCGCCUUGGUCCAGUGGUUGGAGACGUACCGAAAGACCGGGGAGAAGGGGACCCUCAAGCUGCCCUUUGAUGCCGAUGCUGGGAUCGCUCCCAUUGACGCUACCGAGGUCGGGAACAUCGCCGGUCUGCUCCUCCUCAUCCCUGCCUCGGACGUAGCGAAACACUCUGGCAAACGUUACGUCCUCACCGGCCCGUCAGACAUCACCGGCAAGGAGUCUGUCCAGCUGUUGGAGAAGCACGCAGGGACCACCGUCGACGACGUCGUCUUCCGUGACGCAUCGAUGAUCCACGCUAUGAAGGGGCCCAUGUACCCGGACAACACAGUCCAUUCGUUGGCUACGAACUUGAACAUCGGGUGGGACGGACAACUCUCGGUCAAGCGUCAUUCUACUAGCAAGGAGGUGCUGGACUUCUACCAGCCGAAGAUCGGAGCAAAGGAGGCGUAUGAUGAGGCUUUGGCUGCUGUUUCCAAGUGACGGGGGUAGGAUAGGGAUAUGGAUCGAAGCGGGGACGGAGACAAAGGAGGACAACAAGCUAUUUGACAGCUUGCAUCAGAGGCCAUGAUCGUCGUGUGUAUACUAGUAAGA
This is a messenger RNA of Filobasidium floriforme, 1260 nucleotides long. RefSeq lists its product as uncharacterized. Bases 184 to 1149 code for a protein of 321 amino acids. The transcript has a single exon. The record is from RefSeq and is a predicted model, not a curated record. Lineage: Eukaryota; Fungi; Basidiomycota; Tremellomycetes; Filobasidiales; Filobasidiaceae.